This is a messenger RNA of Salvelinus sp. IW2-2015, 7436 nucleotides long. RefSeq names its product histone-lysine N-methyltransferase SETD5. The record is from RefSeq and is a predicted model, not a curated record. NCBI's taxonomy places the organism in Eukaryota, Metazoa, Chordata, Actinopteri, Salmoniformes, Salmonidae. Gene Ontology annotation, cellular component: Rpd3L-Expanded complex; Set3 complex. Gene Ontology annotation, biological process: regulation of DNA-templated transcription.
GCAAUGUUGUCCUUUGACAGGCACUUCACUGACCAAUAAUACAUUGGAGGUAGGACAUCAGUGCAAAACCCGCCCUAGUAAUGAGCCCCUGCAUCUUUGCCUGCGAAACCCCGUGGCACCGUUGUGUGUCAGACAGUUUCGCUGGGACCCGCGAUCUAUGCCGGCGAGGAGGGGGAUGGGCACCACUGCGAAUGUUAGGACCCGAGACAGAAUCAUAGCCCUGUACUACUACCACAUAGAGCUGCAUAUACCCCUUUAUAAAUAUCGAUUGUAAAUAAUAUACAACACCAUAAUAAACGGAUUAAACCACCCUGGAUUCAACAUAUACACUCGAUGGAAAUACGGUGCCCAAGCAGGAUAGGGAAUUAAACGUUCAACCUUUACGUGGGGGAGAUUUAGAAGUUUGUUUCCUACCCCAGAAGAGGGAGAUACCAAGGGGGGCAAAGGAUACAGGAGACUCCGAGGCCGAGUUGGAGGCCUGGUUCGAUUUGAUGUUGGAAUACUCGAAGAUCUGCAGACAACACAGGAGGAUACUUAGUUCGUACUGGGUUGGAAUGUCUCACUAGGUCUCCCCAUGUCCGUGAGCCGUCGGCUGCGGCUUUGCGGCACCCCACCCCUAGAGUGGUCUGUCGUUGCAGUUCGGACCCCGUGAUCACCCUCUCCCGUCCCGUUCCCCCCCUCCCCUUCCCCCCCUCCUCUUCCCUCCCCCCGUUCCCCUCCUCAUCACUGCAGGACGUCAUGAGCAUAGUAAUCGCGCUGGGAGUCACCACACCAGAAACGUCCUACUCAGAUAUGGCUGCUGGAUCAGACCCUGAGUCAGUGGAAGCAAGUCCUGCCGUGAACGAGAAAAACUACCCCAACCACAACUGUGGGAGUGCACACAGUCAUGGGUAUCGAGGACUGCCAUAUACUAUGCAACAGUCUUCCGUUGUGUGUUGUCAGGAUCACAACUAUGGUGCGCCCCCUCCCCCCACCCCACCCGCCUCCCCGCUCUCCCAAACCAUCAUUCCUCGCAUGGAGCUCAACCCCGCCUCCCGCUACCAUGACAAUGCCACCAAUGGCGGCCAGGAGGAGAACUCUGCCGACAGCGAAAGCUCGUCGGAGGAGGACGGGGCUGUGGCCAGCUGGUGCCACUGCAGCCUGACGCAGGACGGCUUCCUCAUCAAGUGCGAGAGCUGCAGGGGGCUGGACAGGAGGAAAGGACUGUAUGGCCAACGCAGGAAACCAGAAAAUGUAUCAGUGGGCGAGAGCAGUGCCACGGAGAGCGGCGACGAGGAGGUGUCGCCCGCCACGGUGUCCUACACGGCCACACAGCACACGCCCACCAGCAUCACGCUCACUGUCAACCGCGUCAAGCGGAACAAGUCCAAGAAGAGGAAGAAGAGCACGGAGAAGGCCCGCGGAACGCCCAAGGGCAAGAAGAUCAAGGCCUUCAGAGAGGGUUCUAGAAAGUCCAUGAGGAUGAAGAACUCCACGACGGAGGCCAGCGCGGUGGACGAGACUACAGCGGAGGGCUGGGAGAGCCGCAUCCGCCAGUGGACGGACCAGUACGAGGAGGCUACAGCCAACCAGUACAGCGCCGAUGUCCAGAUGCUGCUCCAGCUGCACCGUGCCGUUACCACCGAGGGCGUGGCGAGUGAGACUACCUCACCGGCCCAGGUCACCGCCUCGGCGGACGCCAUGGACACAAUUAACCGUACAGAGCUGGCGUGCAACAAUACGGUGCUGGGCUCUCAGAUGCAGUUACAGCUGGGGCGGGUGACGCGUGUGCAGAACCACAGGAAGGUCCUGCGGGCGGCAAGGGAUCUAGAGCCAGACACCCUGAUCAUCGAGUACCGGGGCAAGGUCAUGCUGAAACAGCAGUUUGAGGUCAACGGACACUUCUUCAAAAAGCCCUACCCCUUUGUGCUGUUCUAUUCCAAAUUCAACGAGGUGGAGAUGUGCGUGGACGCGCGGACGUUUGGGAAUGAUGCACGCUUCAUCCGGAGGUCCUGCACGCCCAACGCAGAGGUUCGGCAUAUGAUCGCCGAGGGCAUGAUCCACCUCUGUGUCUACGCUGUCACGCAGAUCCCCAGAGAAGCAGAGGUCACCAUCGGCUUUGACUAUGACUUCAAUAGCUGUAACUAUAAGGUGGACUGUGCCUGCCACAAGGACAACCAGCAGAACUGCCCUGUGCAGAAGCAUAACCUGAACCCRCGCGAGACCCUAGGCUGCCCCGGCACGGGGUCGCUGCCCCCACCCUCCCAGCUCCCAGGGCACACGGGGGCAGAGACGCGGCGGCGGAAGGCCCGGCGGAGAGAGAUAGAAGGGUCAGGUGGCGGCCCAGGACCGGGCGGGAUGUCGGACGACAGUAACCAGCCGCCCGAGGAGAGUGGUGAGGUCCGGGAGACGCUGCAGGGCAACGGCAGCCUGGGCAACAGCGAUGUUGAGGAGGGCCUCCUCAAGCAGGAGGAAGGAGAGGAGGGCGAGCUGGACCAGAACGGAGUCCUCAUCUCCAGUAGACAGAAGAGGACGUCUACCACAGAGGGCAUAGAUGAGCCCAAACAGGAGGGCCUGGAGUGCGAGGAGUGGAGCAGAGGGAAUCCCACGGGGAGUAACCCCACACCCCACCAAGCAGGGCUGGGGAUAAGCACCCGUCGUGCAACUUACGCCACUAAUCUCCCUCUCGGUCUCCAGGAACCCUCCUCAGCAGCCGACGCAGACAAGACCCAGACGUCCGCCGCUCCCCUCCCGGCCCCCCUUGCUCCCCCCAAGCCUCCCCCGGCCCGCUCCUCCAAGCCCCGGCCUAAGAGCCGUAUCUCGCGCUACCGCUCCAGCUCGUCACAGCGUGCCCGGCGCCAGCGGCAGGCCCUGGCCCAGCAGCAGGCGGCCCUGGAGCAGGGGGCGGCGGCUGAGAUGCAGGAGAGCCCCCUGGGGGCCCCUGGUUCAGAGCUGGGCCUGGUGGACGGAGCACUGGGAGUUGGGCAGGUCUUAGACGGAGAAGGCCUGAGUGCUCUGAACAAGGGCAACCUGCCCAAGACCAAGAAGUAUCUGGUGACAGAGUGGCUGAAUGACAAGGUGCUGGACAAGGCAGCCCAGCAGGAGGUGCCCACGGUGGAGCGGCAGCUGCGCAUCACCACCGACCCCACGGUGCUGGCCACCACCCUCAACAUGCUGCCGGGCCUGACGGCCUCGCCGCUCAUCUGCACAGCGCCCAAGCACUACGUGCGCUUUGGCUCGCCCUUCAACCCCGAGCGCCGGCGCCGGCCCGUCAGCGUGGACGCAGCCUACGGCUCCUUCAAGAAGAGAUGGAUCCAACAGGCCCAGUGCGAGAGUGGGCCGUGCUCGGGAGGCCUGGAGGACGGCACCGAGUCCACCUCCUCUCACCAAAGUAACAGCAGCAGCUCCACCCCCAACCCUUUCAAAGCAGAACUGGCGGCACCCCCCAAGAAGCGGCGGUCCAUUUACGGCCCGGAGUCGGAGGCGGCUCCACCACUUCCCGGCUCAGAAGAACACAGUCUGCUACUGCGGCCCCUGUCACCCAUCACGCCCCCAUUGCCCUCAGACCACCCCCUACUCAGCCCCGCCUCCUACGCCGCCCCCGCGCUGCUGGGUCGUUACGGCGACGAGGAGCACCGGCUGUCCAAUGGUUAUUCACCGCUGCCCUCGCUGCCCACCAGCCGCUGCAACACGCCGCUGCAGUUUGAGAACAUAUCGUCUCCAGAGGCCUCUCCUGUGCACAGGCCGGAGUCCAUCUCUCCAGAGCCGUGCCUGCGGCCAGACUUUGACGCCCAGUGCUGCGCCCUGCAGUUUCCAGACCUCUCCCUGUCCUCGGGCCUGGAGAGCCCCGUGCCCGCCAUGUCGGAUGACUUCACUCUCCUCUCGGCAACGGGGCCUCCUCCCGACACACAGGGGCCGCUUACCCCCUUGGCACCGGGUACCCCGUCCGAGUCGGCCCAGCAGGCCAGAGAGCAGAGCUUCAGGACGGAGUUCAACCUCAUCUACACCUGCUCCCCGCUCAACGCCAACCUGGGAAACCUCGCCCCCGCUGCCCCCACCGACAGGCGCAUCAGCCAAUCAGAGGGAAGCUAUUCCCCGGCCGAGUCCUUCUACAGCACCGUGAGUGGCCAGGGGAUCCUGGCGGAGGCGGGGUCUGACUCGCUGUCGCCCUACGGCGAGCCGCACUAUGGCGGCAGCUACCCGGAUGGCGGCACGCCACCCCACCACACCAGCAACCCACCACAGAAGAAGAAGAGGGCCAUCCUGCAAACCAUUAGUCUGCUGACAGGACAGCCAGAUUACCAGGCUAUAGCAGUAAGACGUGAAUACAAGACAGUACAAAAUAUGGUGUCUCUGCUGGAGUACCGUAAGAGGAAGCAGGGGAGCAGCAGGGACCCUGAGCACGGGGGCAGCUCCCUGGGCACCCCCACCCGCCUCGGCUCCGUCUGUGCCAGCGCCGAGUCCCCCAGAGGCCCCCAUUCCCUCCACUUGCAGCCCUCGUCCUCCCCCCACAGCUCCUUCUCCUCCCCCACCCACUCCUCCAUCCCCCAGAUAGAGGAGGUGAGCCCCCCAGAUAACCACCACCACACCACCACCUCCCACGCCCUGGGACCACCACAGCAACAGCAGCCCAGGGAUCAGGAAGGCACCAGCCAAUGGAUGGUGCCCACGACAGUAGAGCGGCUGAGGGAGGGCCAGGGCGUCUUAGAGCGGGUACUGAGGGGCUCCCUCAAGAUGGACCGCAUGCUGAAGAGGACGGAUGGCUCGGCUGCUGACAAGGACCUUGAUGCAGACCGGUAUGAGAUGCAGACAGUUCCCCUGGCCUCUCCCAUGAAGAGCCCACAGAGAUACAGCCCGUCUGUCUACACUCACCAGGUGCAGCCCCCCUUAUCGGAGAGCCAACAUCAGACAGUGGACAGUCCGACCUUCCUUCAGCAGAGCGCGUCCUCUCCAUUCCAUGGCUCCUACAGCCCCUCGGCCCCCCUUCCCUCAGUUCAGGGCUUCUACCCUCGCCUGUCUCAAGACCACUCGCAGCAUCAUCCACAACAGCCCCUCAACUCCCCAUCCUCCUUCCCCAACCAGACCACCUCCUCUGCAGACUCAGCCCUAUGUGGGGCUUCCAGACCACCGGGAGGCGCUCUGCACCAGUCGAGCGGCAGCAGCAGUAUGGACGGGUCCCACACGUACAGCGCCGGGAGUCAGCUAAAAGCCAGCCUCUUGAACAGCGGGUUGUCAGGGUCUCCUACCCCUGUCUCCAGGGCUCACGGCAACCCUAAAACAGACUUGGGCGCCAGUGUGGCGGGGAACCACACCUCCAGACUGAGCCAGCAGCUGGCGUCCCGGGGCCUGAAACCAGGCAGCCCCGGGCAGACGGUGCUGCAGGCCGGCUCCAGGCUCCUGGCGGCCACCGCCGGCCAACACUACCCGCAACGCGGGGCACCACUCAGUCCGUUCCAGCACCCCCCCAUACAGGGGCCGGGAGUAAGGACACAGUCAGGAAGCUUUUAGGAUGUUGUGUUUGUGUGUGUGUUUUUGCGUGAGAGUGAGUGAAAUGGUGUACCUCCUCUCCUAAACCCUCUGGAGAAACUAGGCUUGGGGAUAUGUACAGACCUCCGAGGAGCCACGACUCUGCUUCUUGUAUGCUUCUUGUAUUUCUCCAUAUUUUCUGUCUUUCUUUUUGCGGAAAACAAUUUACUGUGUUCUGCAUCUAGCUAAUCGAGGAACUUCAACACCCUCAAGGAAUCAAUGGAAAAAGAGGAAGAAAAUACAUGUUCAACAAAAAAGAGAAAUCAUUUGUAAUUUGAAAUUACCCUGACAUGAACAGACUGUGUAAAACAGGCUAAGUAGAUGGUGAAACUCAACCAUGAGUAUCUGUACAAAGUGUUUUUGUUUUUGAAGAAAUGUACCUGUUGUUUUGGUACCUGGUUUGAUAAUGCUGAGAUGGCAGCAGAGAUUUUGUUGAGGUAACUUUUUGUUAUUUGGCCAGCAGCAGGGUCAGUCCUGCAGUAUACACGUGUUUAGUUUGGAAAGGGUAAACGAUACCAGCAAGAGCGUGUGUGUGCAUCAUCCGUUAGAAAGAUGCAGAGAGGGUGGCAGUGAUGAGCUCCCUAAAAAUCAUUCCAUAUGAUUUCCAACUUUUUGUGUAAUAUGUUUUUCUGAAAACUCUUGAUCUGUAUUUCACUGUUUGAUUUUCUUCCCCACUUGACUGUUUUGAUUUGCUAUAUUACUACUUCACAGUAGAUUUGCUAUGUUGUACUUGAGUCAAACAGAUCUUGUAAAUCAUGGUGCUGCAGAUGUUUUCGUUUUAAGUUAUUUAGUUAAAUCCAGUUGUGUUUCCCACAAAUCGGUUGAUUCAACUCGCCAUCUGUAAUUUGGAAUCAAACUUUUGCCAGAAAUGCAUCCUAGUAAUCGUUAAAACCUUUUUGUGCUGGAAUGCAGCGACAGAGUGAGAAGUAAGAAGAAUAUAUAUAUAUAAUUUUUUUUACUCCGUUGUUGGGUUUGUCGUCUCGUUUGAAUCCUGUCGGAUUAUUUUUAUCAAAUGUAUUGAGAAUAUAUUUUUUCUCUCCUUCUGACCAUUCCUUGCAUUCCGUAUGCCACCUAAGAAAACAGGAGGAUGGUUUGAACGGUAUAAAAAAAAAAAGCUGCUGUGUUCUCCUUAUUUGUUGCUGCUUCAAGAAGUCUCACUUUCCACAGAAUGCUGUACCCCCAUUUUAUUAGGGUUCUUACCAACUGAAUACUAAACAAAAAUAUGAAAAUCACAACGCAAAAUUAGUCAUGUGCCAUGACCACAGCAUUGGGACUUUUAAUCAACGUUAAAUGACAUUGCUGAUGCAGGCUGGGAGUUGUAUUACCCUAGUGACAGGAAGAUGGAAAUCGUUCGGACUGGACGUUCUAAUUUGGUUGGGAGUAAAUGUCUUUGGGGUCCCAGGAACCACACUGGUGCUUCAGACAGAGGGACGGGCCAGCUUGACCAGACACUUGACCGUUCUUCUUAUUGCCUCAUCCACAGACGUAAGGUACUCACUUGUUACAUGAAUGUUUGACAGAAGACUUCUGAGAAAUGUCACCCAAAAUUACCAGCACCUUAAGUAAAGAAAUAACCCCUAAAAUGAAACAAAAAUGACAAUGUAUGAACAUGUGUACUUGUAUAAAAUGUGUUAAACUGUAAAAAGAGAAAUCUAGUACACUAAAUUUGCCGCAUGAUAUUUCUUUUCUGGGACUGACCGAUGGUCGGAUUGGGAUGAUUAGGUCUGUUGACAGUCUUUCUUUUUACUCUUCACUUUCGACUCCCAGAGAAACUGGACACUGCAUUUUUGAGGGGGGGGAAUGACGUUUAACUUGUUUUUGUUUUAUUUUUUACACAACAUAGUGGUGACUAUGUGGAUUCCCCCAUCCAAAAGAUAAAAAAGCAGAAGAGAUGUAAUGCAUUUUCAUAAUAAAAUACUGAUGAUAAUGUA